Messenger RNA from Hermetia illucens (black soldier fly), 2325 nucleotides. RefSeq names its product transmembrane protein 53. NCBI's taxonomy places the organism in Eukaryota, Metazoa, Arthropoda, Insecta, Diptera, Stratiomyidae. The transcript has 5 exons. Bases 423 to 1469 code for a protein of 348 amino acids. The record is from RefSeq and is a predicted model, not a curated record.
AAGUCAUUCACAAAAAGGAACUGCAAAGGCUUUUACAAAAUGCAGACACCAGUCUAUCCCCACAAAAGAAAAUGAAGUAAUUAUUACGUAUACACCUUUUAAAAAAGGAAGGUCAAGUGCUUCUAUGUGUACCAGAAAAAGCAACUGAAAAUUCGCCGGUUUCGUUCCAAGCAUCAUCAGCGUGCCCUCAUAGUAGGGAAGAAAUAGUGAGAAAAGUACCUCCUGAAUUUCCGAAAGAGAAUCGUGAAAAUCGUUUUUCAUUCAGUCAAGCUGAAAUUUCGUCAACACCUUGCUUAAGUGCAGUGUGUCCAUGCGAAGCUAGUGCGGUGGAAGUAAAGGAUAAGAAAUUGGAUUUUUUUAAGACGGUUUCUGACACGGUUCCUGGGGCUUGAGAGGAAGGUUUCUUAUAUCCCAGGAUAGUUAUGACAUCCUCCUCGCAUCUUGGAGGUCGACCUGCAGGAGGUUCGUUUGGUAGCGGCUACACAUCACGACGAACUGCCGGAAACUCCUUGAGUGCUGCUAAUAAUGCCGCCCUAAUACCAUCGAAUGUGUUGUCAAGUAGUUCGGCCGGUCUACCAGCACAUCUUGAUGAUUCCUUGGAAUAUUUCAUAAAAUUUCCAACCCCGAAUUUCCGCAACAGGGAAGCAAAUGAGUUGGAAUCAGGUGCGGAGUCGGAUUUUGUAUUUGUUUACAACGAAACGAAUGUUCCUAUUGUUAUGUUGCUCGGAUGGGCUGGAUGCCAGGAUCGAUAUUUAAUGAAAUAUUCAAAGAUCUAUGAGGAUCGAGGGUUAAUAACAGUACGCUAUACAGCCCCGGUGGAAACUUUAUUCUGGAAAAGGUCCGCCAUGAAACCGAUUGGCGAAAAGAUCCUGAAACUAAUCUACGACAUGAACUUUGAUAGUCAUCCGUUGAUUUUUCAUAUCUUCUCGAAUGGCGGUGCCUACUUAUAUCAGCACAUAUCUUUAGCCGUUAAAAACCACCAUCGACCAAUUCAAGUACGUGGAAUGAUCUUCGACUCGGCACCAGGUGAGCGUCGAAUUUUGGGACUAUAUCGUGCUGUCUCCGCCAUUUAUGGACGAGAGAAAAAGAAAUGUAACUGCCUUACAGCUUGGUUUCUAACCGUCACCUUGACUGUUAUGUGGUUUGUAGAGGAGAGUUAUUAUGCAUUCAAGAGUUUAUUCGUCAGCUCUGAGCGAAUACAAACAAAUCCGUUCCAUGAAUUGAAGAAUGACUUGACUGAUUGUCCACAAUUGUUUUUGUACUCGAAAGGUGAUAAUGUUAUACCUUAUAAGGAUGUUGAAAAGUUCGCACAACACCGUCAGCAGCUAGGUACGGAUAUUACGAAAGUUUGCUUCGAAGACGCUGAACAUGUGAAAAUCUAUACAAAAUAUCCACAGCAAUAUAUUCAUUGUAUUUGUAAAUUCAUCAAUAGCUGUCUUUCCUACCGCGGAAGUACGAAAUACGAUUAAAAUAAAAUUCAAAUUGAAAUUUUAAAAACAACUAGAAAAAAAAAAAAACAAAAUAAUGAAAAUAAAGUUUUUCUCUAAAAAUUUAGAAAAAAACUCAAUUAAUGAGAAUUUUUCUUAGAUCCUUUUUAACUAACAACUCAGUUGAAGAUGCUAUUCAAAUCAAAAUGCAAUUUGUGACUUAAUAGAGGAAAGGAUCACUCAAUACAGUUUUCGUUUAGACCGGAAGCAAGAAAGCCUUGGAUCACGUGUUAGUUUUUAUUGCAAGCUGUCGCCGUUUUUCUAGUUUUAUUUUGCCGGCAAUUCUCUAAUUCGUCUCAAACAGACAACAUUCGAUAUCUAUUAAAAAGUAAGAAACAAAUUGCCUUUUGAAAAUUGACUUUCAAACAAUUUUAGCGAACGAAAACAAGAAACGCAAUGAAUUUUUUCACUUUUAAAACUUACAACUAUUUCUAAGCAAAACUAACGCAUAAAACUUUUGUGAUAAUCAAUGAAGUGAAAACAAAUAGAAAUUUAAUUUAAAUUUAAAUUUAGACUCAUUCAACCAAAAGUGGCUACUUAGUAAUGUUUAACAAGAAUUAGGAAACACGCAAACUGAAUUGUUAUUAGUUUUAAAACAUGUAGUUUAGCCAUCGAAUGGACUUGAUGAUAUCACCACACUAUUUUUCCAAUUAUCAAACCUAAAAUGAGUUUUUAUUAAAGAUACUUUAAGUUGAUAUGUUUAUAAUUAAGUACUUUUUGUUGAAUUGUUCUGAGGAGGAUCGUAUGUAAGCUAGAGACAAAUGCUGUUAACAAAUGACCUGAGUUUAUUAAAUAUGAAUAAAAUAAAAAGCUGCACAAUGAUGACUUGAUUUGAAUA